AGAACGACGACCUUAUAUUUAAUCGGGUUUUGAGACGUUCUCUUAGCAUACUGUCAUUAGCUAGUGGUCAAUGGAAGUCUAUUUUUAUCGUUGCCAUCUGUAAUCCAUCUCGGGCUCCAUCGAGCUGCUGCUGGGGGUCAGAAUCACUGAUGCUGAGUCUGGACUGGACACUGUCUGCCUCUCGGCUGUCAACAACAGGCAAUUUGCACCUGCUAUUCUCCGCUUAAAUGUUGCUUCCUUCAGAUGGGAAAUCCUGACCAGUGAUCAAAGAGGGAGCAGCAUUUCUUCUGGAGACGUCUGUCAGCCUUACCAGCCACUCUGGAGCCCUCAGUACAAGCGCAGAAGACGACAGCGAGCAGUGAUACUAGUCACAGCAAGGGAACCGUCUUUUCAGCUGAGGGGGGGGCUGCUCAGCGGGACGGAGCCAUGGAGACACCAGAGGACACGGAGGGUCGUACCUUCGUGGAGGUGAUGAGUGAAAAGUACAGUCCAGAGAACUUCCCGUACCGCAGAGGGCCUGGUAUGGGGGUGGUGGUGGUGCCUACCGCAGGUCCUCAAGGCUCUCCGAUGAAAGACCGCCUGAACCUGCCCAGCGUGCUGGUGUUGAACAGCUGUGGGAUCAGCAGGGCGGGAGACCAGGCUGAGAUUGCUGCCUUCUGUGCCCAUGUCAUGGAGCUGGACCUGUCUCAUAACAAGCUACAGGACUGGCAUGAGAUCAGUAAAAUCGUGUCCAACAUCCCCAACCUGGAGUUCCUGAACCUGAGCUCCAACCCCCUGGCAGGAAUGACCCUUGAGCCGCAGUGUGCUGAAGCCUUUUCUCAUGUCCGACGCCUCGUCCUCAACAACACUCAAGUGUCGUGGGAGACUGUGCUGCUGCUCACCAAGGAGAUGCCUGAGCUGGAGGAGUUGUUCCUGUGCCUUAACGAGUACAGUAGUGUGAGUGCCUCCAGCGAGGCCUGCCCUACCUUGCGCCUGCUUCACAUCACCGACAACAGCCUCAAGGACUGGGCCGAGGUGCGCAAGUUUGGCUCCAUGUUCCCCAGCCUGGACACUCUGGUCAUGGCCAACAACAACUUGGCCUCCAUUCAGGACAGCAAGGAUAUCCUGCAAUGCCUCUUCCCCAACCUACGCAGCAUCAACCUGCACAACUCAGGUCUCAACCAAUGGGAUGACAUUGAGAAGCUGAACUUCUUCCCCAAGUUGGAGGAGGUGCGGCUACAGGGCAUUCCCUUGCUGCAGGCCUACACCAACGCAGAGCGACGCAGCCUCAUGAUAGCACAGCUCCCUUCAAUAUCGCUGCUAAAUGGCAGUGUUGUAACUGAUAGUGAGAGAGAGGACGCAGAGAGAUUCUUCAUUCGUUACUACUUAGAUUACCCAGAGGAGGAACUGCCCUACAGAUACCAUUCACUAGUAAACAAGUAUGGGAGGCUGGAGCCUCUGGCUGAGAUAGACCUUCGCCCCCGCUGCCGUGCCCAGGUGGAGGUUCACUGUGAGGAAAAAGUUGAACAGCUGAAUAUCCGUUUGGACCAGACAGUUGCUGAGCUGAAGAAGCAGCUGACAACAGUGGUCCAGCUGUCCACCAAUAACAUGAGGCUGUAUUACAUUGACAAAUGCAGCGCCUUCGGUCCAGAGGAAAUGAAGUACAACACCAGGGUUCUCCACUCCUAUAGCAUCCAAGAUGGUGAUGAGCUGCUGGUGGUGCCCAAAACCAAAUGAACAGCUGGUGUCCAACUGGCUGAUUAUCAUGACUAAUUGAUUGAUUGGAUUAUUUGUUGAUUGGUUAACUGACAACACAAAAUAAUUGGGGAAUGCAUACGGAACAGGGUCAAUGGCCCACUUGGAGCGGAGGGAGUAGACUAAGAAAAUGAUAUGAACGCCAUCCUGACAACUGCGCAGUGGACUGCAGUGGGCUGCUGGGAGGAUCUGGCUGGAACUUUUUUUUAUUUCAGCUUUAUUUGAGGGCAUCCACUGGAGAUAGUGGACAAAUCACACUGCAGAACAGGCCAAUAGAGCAACUCUCUGUCAGCUCACAGCUUAAGCAGAGGGGAGGGCACUGCUAUACCAGCACAGCAGCUCUAUCUCUUAGUGCACAGCAUGUACCAUAGCACCUGCAUAGGCAAGUAUCCAACCGCACUGGCUUGCCCACUUGUCGCAAAAGCUACCGUAAUUAGUAGUGAGGCAGUAGUGUUGAGUGGAGAGAGAGUGCUGCACUCAUCUGCACUUUUAAUGUGGGAUCAUUACCAGGAAAAGUAGCAGUUGUUAAAGGAAAAAUCAUGCCUAAAGCAGUUAAACACAGGGAUUUGUAUUUACACUAGUAUUUUGGGCCCUUUUUGUUGCUCAGUGGUGUUUUUUGUUUGCAUUUUUGCGUAUGAUUGUGAAAGUUGAAGGAUGCUACAUCACAUUCAGACCAUUUGACAGAACACCGGCAGAGUCAAAAAGCAACGGGUUCUUUCUAGAGCCGUAAUGACAAUCAACAAGCAUAUGGGCAUGAAAUUUAUCAUAGAAAACUUAGAUUUUAAAUCCUAAAAGUUGUAUAGAAAUGCAUUGUUUUUAAUUAAUGAAUUGCCUAAUAUAGUUUUUCCACAAACAGUGCAUCUACUCCUUCUCCCUCACUGAAAAAAACCUAUGGGGGGGGGCUUAAAUGAAAGGCAGGUUGUGUGAUAAUUGGUUAUAUGAAUAAGGAAAAUGACACUACUUUAUGACUUCAGAGUAUAAAAUUAUUUAAGGGUUGGCAUUCCUGUGUGUUAUCUUUCAUCCUCUAUCAUGUCUUCUCUCCCUGUGUUUUGUGGACUUGCAGAAGGUUUGUGUGUGGUACUGCAGGAAUAUGGAGUAUCUGGAUCAUUUCUACUAGCCAUCCAGUUCUUUUGUAACGAAAACAAGAGCUGUGUGCAUAUUUCCGGACAGGAAGUCGAUUUUGACAAUUAUGUAGGACAAAAUCACAUCAUCUGCAAAAUCAUCCACAUCAUCUAUCUUUUGCAGAUGAUGUGGCUCUGUUGGGUUCAUCAGAUUAAGAUCUUUAACAUGUGUUAGGGUGGUUUGCAGUUAAAUGAGCAGCUGGGCUGAGAGUUAGCACCCAUAAGUCUGUGGCCGUGGUUCUCUGCCAGAAAAGAAUGGAUUUCUCUCUCUGGGUUGAGAGUGAGUUUUAUGCCCUGAAUGGAGAAGUUCAAGUACCUCAGGGUCUUGUUUAUGAGUGAGGGUGACAUGGAGUUUGACUGAGAGAUUGUUGUGGAGUCGGCAGUAAUAAUACAGACAUUGUGUUGAACUGUUGUGGUGAAGAGGGAGCUGAGAUAGGAGGCAAAGUUUUCAAGUUGUCAGUUGGUCUACCUUCUAACCCUCUCCUAUGGUCAUGAGCUCUCAAUGAAACUGGAUACCAGCAGCCAAAAUAAGUUUCCUCCAUAGUGUGGCUGUUCUCAGCUUUAGCAAUGGAGUGAGGAGCUCAGACAUCCAGAGGGAACUGGGGGUAGAGCUGCUGCUCCCUGAGGCUAUAAGGGGUCUGUCGAGGUGGUUUAGGCAUCUGAUUAGGAAGCCUCCUGGCACCUUCCUUCGGAGGUUUUAUGGGCACAUCUAAUUGGGAGGAGACUCUAGGAUGCACCCAGUACACGCUGGAGAGAUAAUAUAUCUCAUCCUCCUUGGGGAUGCCUUGGAAUUCCCUUGGAGGAGCUGGAAAAAGUUGCUUGGGAGGACAUUCAUACUACCUUGCUUAGCCAGCUCUCACUGGAACCCAGCCCCAUAUAAGCAGCACAAAAUGGAUGGAUGCAUGGAUGUUUCUUUUAUAACUGUUUUAAGUUCUGAUGUUACUGUGUUUCUUAUCACAAAACACCUAUUGUACACAUAGACACACACGUGUGCACACGCAAGUUGCCACAAAGGAGCUGUGGUGUCACUUUAUGUGCUGUCCCCUCACAGGAUUCACAGUGUCUUUAUUAAUAUGUGCUCAGCUCUGUCACAUUGACUGCAGUACAUGAGGUUUUUAGUGAGGAAAGAAGUGACUGUUGGGGCACAAAUACUAAAAUUCAAAGUACUAGCUCAGUGAAUCCAAAUACACAUGCACCUCAUCAAUUAAAUCACAAGUAAGCAUUAAUGUAAUAUGGGCCAGGAGUAAAUGAAGGUGGAGACAGAGAAAGAACAGCAUUUGGACUCACAGUACUGAUAUAUUACACUAUCAAAUUACAAAUCCAAACUUAGGGUCCCUAACUUAGAGUCAAAGCAAAGGGACUUGCUUGUUUUAGAGAAGCUAACAUUCAUCAUGGCCCCACAGAGCAAUUUCACAUUUCCCACGUUAUUUCCAUCAAGAACAUACGUGUUCUCUACUGUUUACUGCUUGUGAAGGCCAAUGGCACAUUUGUGAGCAGCAUCGAUCUGAGCUGCUAUAGUAGUCCUUCCAAGCAAACCUAAUCUAACGGCAUUUUCCACAAGCGAAAUGCUCCUUUCGUGUUUGACCAAAAAAAUGCUUCAGAUUCUUGAAUCUUGUGGUGGUUCAAGUGGUGUCCCCUGCAAACAGCAGACAAGGAAAGCAGAAGAGUGACUUUUUGGCAACACUUGUAGUUAGUUUUUUUUUUUAUUUUGAACCACUCUGGAUUGAAGGAGCAGUUUUUGUCUUUUCCCGGCUGAAUGAUGCUGAUGUCCUCUGGUGUCAUCCCCAAUGUUUAAUCUCUAAAUUUUGCUUUUUGCUUUAGCAAGGUGCUAAAUCUGACUUUUAAUCAACUGUCCACCUGAUUCAUUUUACCACCCUUGCUGGUGGUCGCUAACAUGCACAUACAGUUUUCAGCCGCUAACUUGCUCAAAAAAAUGGGGAAGGGCAGGCCCUGUGUGCACCAAAAGAAGAAUGUUACGAGCUGUCCUGACUUUGAUGCAACAAAUAUAGCGAGAUAUUUGGAAUUUAUUACACUGCUAUCGUUUCCCUAUGUACUAAAUACGCAUAAUUGCCUUAGUUGUGAAGAAAACUAUAUAUUGUCAGGCUGAAUUACUGUUCAUGUCGUACAGUACUCAACAGCAACAUCUGGUGGGGCCCCUAAUGUAGAGAUGCCACAGCGCAUGACGGUAAACAAAAGAAUAUCUCAUCAUCACGCACAUUCUGAGCAGUACAGCACAACUUAACUUUAAAACAUCAUGGAAGUGCAGAUUUGAUUGUAUUCAUCCAUCUAUCCGUUAUCCGUCGCUACCUAUCCAAAUCAUAUUAGUUCAUUUGUCCACAUUCUAGGGUGAAAGAUGAUGCUGAGAGUUUGCCAAAAAUGUGUGUGUUAAUGGUUACUUUAAAACCAUAUGGUAGCAGUGUGGUUUUGCCAAAUUCCCUUAUAUUGCAUACAUGACUAUGAGACUUGAGUAGUUUUUCCUUUUUCUAUGUCGUGUUAUUUUUAUGGUCGUAAGAGUUUAGAUUGUAGCCUUGUAUAAUUUACUUAUUUGAUUGAAUGUAAUUUUGUUUUAUGGACCUUUAAAUGCUUAAUCAAAACAUCUCUUGAUUGUUUUGCAUUUUUUCAGAAAUAUAAUUAUCAAUUUUCCUGGAGCAGACACAGAUCUCAGUUAAGUACACUGCCCAUUAUUCAGUGAAAUAUUCCUUUAUGCCUACAUCAGUGUUUCAUUUUCUCCACUUUAGUGUAUUGUACAUUUCACUCCAUCCUGCCCAGAAAUACUUCCACCAAAGAUAGCUCAUUAGUGUGUUAUUAUGGUUAGUACUAUAAUGUGGAGUAUACAGCAUAUACAUUAUGUAUUGAUUUCAUUAUGAAGCCUCCACCUUGUAUAAGAGGAGCAUUGAUGUUUGAUGUUUGGUGCUAUUGAUUUUUCCUAUAGCAAGCAACUUAGCAGAGUAGGUGAUUCCCGACAGUGCGCAGUGUUACGACUAUGAUUCGUCAAGCCACAGAAUUAAAUAUUCACAUUUAGUGGCUGUUUGAAAACAAAUAUGUGUUGAGGCUGAGACUCUCAGUCCAUCCACUUGAUAGAAAACUUAGCUAAAUGCACUACGGCCUCUUUUUAACAGUGUUUUUACCCUCUAAACGUAUGAAUAUCUCCAGUAUGUAAAUGUAAACAGUAUUUCCCUCGUUGCUGUUCAGAUUACUACUUAUUUUAUAACACAACUGCUAUACUUGAAUACUCUAAGGUGUGAUAUAAUAAAACCAGGGAGUCAGUAUGAAGGUGUAGCACUGACUCACAGCGGGUUAUGAAAAGAGAUAUAAUGCUGGGACCUGUUCUCCCAUUUUAUCACAGUAGUGCUGAUUAAAUGUUAGCAUAGCAUGAAGCCAUAGAGCCAUAGAAACCAGCACAGAGAGAGAGAGAGGCAGCAGUGCAGUGCUGGCACCAACUUUAGUACUGAGUUAUAGUAUCUGUGCUAAUUAGUGUGAGAUGUUUGAAGUGAGAACAUGUACGUUAAUGUUUGCAGUGUGGAUGAUUUAUUUAUUUGUAUGCAUGUUAUUUAUUGAAAUUAUGUGUUUGUGAGGAAAGUGGUCACUGUGCCUGCUUAGGCUUAUGGAACAAUGAACUAGAUGGAACUUUGUUUAAAAAUAAGUCCAAAGGAAAUAUUAGAAGUCUUGAUAUUAAUUUAUUGUUAAAUUGUUGAGUACAUCCAGAUUUUUUAAGAACAUUAUGUUAUCAUGUUAUUUAUUUUGUCCUCUGCUUAUUGUCCAACCUGCCAUAAGCCAAAAAUAUUGGCUAAGGCUUUUCUAGGGCCCUUGCUUCCAUUGAAAACUUGAUUAAAGAUUUUAAAAUAUUCUCUGUAACAUGUAACAAAAACAUUGUUAGUUAUUAUUUCUGAUGAGUUUAACAAUGCCCAACUAAUCUGAUUCACAGAAUAUAUGGGUCAGAUUGAGCAGAUUUGAUUGACAGCCCCAAACAUCAACAGAUUUUGAUCCAAAUCCUGAUGGGUACAUGUUAUUAUGUCACUUUUUUCCCAACUGAGACCAGCUCAUUCAAGCCUGUGAGAAGAACUGAUAAAACCACUAAUAAUAAUAAUAAAGAUAAUAAAAACUUCAUAUGUAAAAUACCCCAGAUUGUUCUAAUUUUGAAAGAACCUGGUGUACAUAUGUGGGAUCCCAUCUCUUUUAGUAACAAGCUGAAUGAGAAAACUGAUUCUCAGGACCUUUACAAACCAUUCAACACCCUUUAAGUUUUAUUUGACCAUUCAGUAGUUUUGUGCUGGGAUUGCUGCAUUGCUCUUGCUGACUGGACCAACAGUAAACAAUGCCACAAAGUCAUGCUGUGAGGCCUUCCAGAGCCACCCUUUAUUAGUUAUUCAACAGUUUUACAGGGAGACAGUCAUCAGAGGCAGCGAUAAUAACUCCACCAGCAGUAGCAUCAAUACAUCAGAAUGCCUUGCAAUCACUGAACAUGUUGUAAUUGUAGUUUGAGUAAAAAGUGGCUUGCUUGUUGUUAAACUCUCAAUUUGCUGCCACCAUCACUAUCACUCUGAUUGCUUUCACUACCUUCAUUCAUACUACAGAUGAAUAUGACAUUUAAAUGAAUACUGUACUGUCAUUUGGGGAAACAGGCUUAUAUGCUUUCUUGCCAGGAGUUAGAUAAUAAGAUUGAUGUUCUCUGCCCCUCCAAACCAGUGCAGCUACAAGAAGCAAAUGGGGUGCUGAAAGCUGAGCUGAAAUACUGAAAAACCUCUCAGAAAUGUGAUAAACUGAUAUCAAAUGUGUUCAAAACACGAAACACUCCUCUGUUAGAUUAGGGCUUGCCUGCUGAAAUUGAGAUAAUUCACACAUUGAAUAGCUCCAUAUUUCCUUUGCUUACUUAAAUAAACAACACAUAAUGCUAGACAUCUGGCAGCUUCAGUACAGCACAGCCUGUUUGAAUGGAAACCUGUGAAACUAAAUUGAUACUUGCUACUCUGAAUAUAUCGGUAAAUACAUUCAUUAAGUCACCAUCUGCCUCUAAAAGCAACGUACCAGAGCUCAUAUUGAUCUCAAAAGGCUAUAUUUGUCUUUGAUUAUGGUGUUAUAGAUUUUGGUUGGACUAAAUGUGCAAGUUUCAUCCCCGCUUGGACUUACACACCAGUAUUUAAGCUCAUCAGCUCACCUACAUGUAACACGAGACUGUUCAUAAUCUGUGGCAAUUAAAGUGUAAUACUUUUUUGUAGGGACCUAUAUGAAGAAUUAAAUGGAACGGAAUGAGUCAUCUUUCUUGC
This is a messenger RNA of Scatophagus argus, 8119 nucleotides long. RefSeq names its product tubulin-specific chaperone cofactor E-like protein. The transcript is spliced from 11 exons. NCBI's taxonomy places the organism in Eukaryota, Metazoa, Chordata, Actinopteri, Scatophagidae. The coding region runs from base 427 to 1716 and encodes 429 amino acids. The record is from RefSeq and is a predicted model, not a curated record. Gene Ontology annotation, molecular function: alpha-tubulin binding. Gene Ontology annotation, biological process: protein folding.